AUGUUCCACAAUUAUCUGGUUGCUCACCCGCGGGUGCCCCCAGGCUCGCCGACCCCAACACUGGCCCCGGGCGCCGACCCUGCCUGUCCCCCCCACUCCCGCUAUGUGCCCUGUGGCCCAGCCUGCCCAGCCACGUGCGCCGACCCAGCCGCCCCGGCUCGCUGUGGCCAGCCCUGUGCCCCCUCGUGCCAGUGCGUGCCGGGCCGACUGCUCCUGGCCGGACGCUGCGUGCCCCGCGAGCAGUGUGGCUGCCUCCGGAGGCCGGGCAGGGCCUUCUGGGCAGAGGGCUGUGCCCGGCGCUGUCGCUGCCCCCCCGCCGGGCACCCUGGGAGUGCGGGCCCCCAGUGCUGGCCCGCCCGGUGCCAGGGCCGCUGCGAAGAGGCCUCCGGGGGGGGACACCGCUGCCGGCCGACCCAUCUGGGCGCCGGGCCCCGGCGCGUCACCUGCACCGCAUCCGGCAACUUCCGCUUCCACACCUUUGGGGGAGCCCGAUACAGCUUCCCGGGUUCUUGCGUGUACCGGCUGGCCGGCCCCUGCGGUGCGAGGGCGAACGGCGGCCCCUUCUACUUGGACAUGGUCACCCAGAUCCAGCCUCUUGGUUCCUCCAAGGCCCUGACCCUGCGGGCCUGUGGCCUCCGGCUGGACAUGAGCCCGGGAGACCCCGGCCUUCUCCGGGUAGACGGGGUCCUUGAGUCCCUGCCCUUCUUCCGCGGACGCUGUCUCCGGGCCUAUUCCUGCGGGGGCCAGCUGUGCCUGGACACGGCCUCGGGCCUGUCUCUCACCUACGACUGGGACAGUCUGGUCCGGCUCUCGGUCCCCCGGGCCCUGGCUGGGAGCCUGUGCGGACUCUGUGGGGCUGUGGCCGGAGGAACACCCACCUCGCACCUCUCGGGCCUGGCCCACUCCUGGAAGGUGGCCGAGGUCCCCGGCUGCGGCCCGUCCUGCGGGCCGCGCUGCCCGCCGGCCUGCCCGGCCGCCCGGCGUGGCCGCUACCGAGGGCUGGGCUACUGCGGACUGCUGGGGGCCUCGGCCGGGCCCCUGGGCCCCUGCCACCGGACCCUGGAUCCCGCGCCUUUCACGGAGGACUGCGUGGAGGAGGUGUGUCAGCACCGAGGCUGCCGCCGGGCUCUCUGCCGAGCGCUGGCGGCCUACGUGGCGGCCUGUCAGGCUCGGGGGGUCCAGCUCAGGCCCUGGAGGACGCCCGGUUUGUGCCCCCUUCGGUGCCCGGCCCAUUCCCAUUACGAGCUCUGUGGACCACACUGCCCGGUGACAUGCGGGGCCCCGACGGGGCCCGAGGGCUGCAAGGCGGGCAGCGGGUGCCGCGAGGGCUGCGUGUGCGACGCGGGCUUCGUGCUGAGCGGGGCGGCCUGUGUGCCCAGGGGCCGCUGCGGCUGCCUCCGCGCGGGCCGCUACCGGGCGCUGGGGGCCACGUGGUACCCGGGCCCCGGCUGCGAGAGGCGGUGCCGCUGCGGGCCGGGGGGGGCCGUGUCCUGCGGGCCAGGCCGCUGCCGCCCCCACGAGGCCUGCGCCGUCCGGGGCGGCGUGCGAGGCUGCUUCCCCGAGAGCCGCGCCAGCUGCUUUUUGGCAGGGCCGGCCCACGGCCUGACCUUUGACGGCCGUGCCCUCGGAGGCCUGGCUGGACGCUGUGGCUAUGUGCUCGCCCAGGCUUCCGGGCCUGGCCCCGAGCCCUUUGGCCUGCAGGUGGAGGAGGACGAGGCCGGUCCCCGACAAAUCCAUCUUCGCCUUUACGGGCAUCGGCUGCUCCUGGACCGUCGCGUCCCCGGCUUUAUCAGGGUGGAUGGAGAGCGCUGCCGGCUGCCCCUGGUCCUGUCUGGAGGGCGGCUGUGGGCCACCCGCGAGGGCCGAGUAGUGGCCGUCCAGGCGGCCUGCGGCCUGCGCCUCUUCUACGACUUCGCCCGACACCUGCGGCUGACCGUGCCGUCCACGUACUGGGGCCGCCUCUCCGGGCUCUGCGGGAACUUCAACGGGGACGGCGGCCUGGAUGACUUCGGCCCCGCGGGCUCUCUCGAGGGCUUUGCCACCAGCUGGGCCCUGCCUGGGCCCGGCCCCUGCUCUCCCCCCGGGCCCUGCCCGCCCUGUCCACGGGGGCUGGACGCUGCCUUCUCGGGGCCCUCGGCCUGCGGGCUGCUCAGGCUGCCAAGCGGGCCCUUCGGCCGCUGCCACGGCUUGGUUCGGCCCGAUCCCUUCUUUGGGUUCUGUCUCCAAGACAUGUGCCGGGGCCGCGGGGGCCGGCCGGGGCUGUGUGAUUCGCUGACCGCCUACAUGGAGGCCUGCCAGGAGGCCGGGGCCAUCGUGCGGCCCUGGAGGAGCCCCAGCCUGUGCCCCCUGAGGUGCCCACCCCGGAGUCACUACAGCACCUGUGCCCGGACAUGUGACCUUGGCUGUGUCCCUCUCCUGGCUCCUGCUCGCUGCUUACCCCAGUGCUUCGAGGGCUGUGAAUGUGACCCCGGCUUCGUGUACAAUGGGGCUGGCUGCGUAUCCCAGGAGCGAUGUGGCUGCUUCCACCGUGGUCGUUACAUUCUGGUGAGUGAGACGCUGCUCCUCCCAGGCUGCAGGGAACGCUGCGUCUGCCAAGCGGGGGGUCACCUAAGGUGCCAGCCGUUCCAGUGUCCCCAAGGCCUGGACUGCGUCCUGGACCGGGGGGUCCGCCGCUGCAGGGGGCCUCUGGGCAAGGGCAGUGCCACCUGUCGCCUGGUGCCCGGAGGCCUCUUUACCACCUUUGACGGCUUCCAAGGCAGAGUCCCUGUCCUUGCCUCCCCGGGCGCCUACGAGCUGACCAUCUUAACCGGGGCCAAGCCCCAGGAUCCUGCCUGGUUCCACGUGGUCACAGAAUACCUGCCCUGCUCAGCCUGUCCCGCCCCAGAGGCAUGGGUCACCACCCGCUUCCAGGACGGCUGUGUGGCUGUGGGGCCCAACAGGGAGGUCUGGGUGAACGGGCACAGGGCCCAGCUCCCAGCGAAGGUCUGUAAAGGGGUCAGGGUCCGCUGGGCUGGGCCAGGUAAGGUCCUAGUGGAGAGACCGCCCCUUCUCCGGGUGCUGGUGGGGCCAAAAGGUGCCGUGGCCCUGAGGGCUGCCCGAGCCCUGGGUGGGCAGCUGCAAGCCGCCUGUGGUGACUUCAACGGGGACCCCCGAGAUGACCUUCGCCUGAGGGGCGGGCUUCCUGCUACUAGCCUGGACGACGUCUUCCGGUCCUGUCAAGCUCAAACCUUCAGUCAAUGCAUGAAGAAGACGCCCCCUCCUGUCCACCACGAGGACUAUUUUUCCACUUGAUAACAAUGGAGCCGCUCGGGUCUGUGGUCAGCCCCACUCCCAGAGGCCGGGCACCUCUGACCAGGGUACUACUGUCUGCCUCUGCUGAAGUCAUCAAUAAAUGGGUUUUGGCAAAUUGAAGCA
Messenger RNA from Antechinus flavipes (yellow-footed antechinus), 3414 nucleotides. RefSeq names its product IgGFc-binding protein-like. The coding region runs from base 1 to 3291 and encodes 1096 amino acids. The transcript is spliced from 9 exons. NCBI's taxonomy places the organism in Eukaryota, Metazoa, Chordata, Mammalia, Dasyuromorphia, Dasyuridae. The record is from RefSeq and is a predicted model, not a curated record.